AUGCUCUCUGCCAGAACCGCCGCUAGAGCUCCCAAGGCUGUGAGAACUUUGGCCACCUCCGGGUUGACCAGAGACUCGCAAGUCAACCAAAACUUGUUGGAAUCCCACUCGUUCAUCAACUACGCCAAGAACCUUGAGAACGUCAAGAUCGUCAAGGAACGCUUGGGCCGCCCCUUGACCUACGCGGAAAAGUUGUUGUACGGUCACUUGGACAAGCCCCACGAACAAGAGAUCGUCAGAGGCCAAUCGUACUUGAAGUUGAGACCCGACAGAGUCGCCUGCCAGGAUGCCACCGCCCAGAUGGCCAUCUUGCAAUUCAUGUCCGCCGGCAUGCCCCAAGUGGCCACCCCCUCCACUGUCCACUGUGACCACUUGAUCCAAGCCCAAGUUGGUUCGAAGAAGGACUUGGCCAGAGCCAUCGACUUGAACAAGGAAGUGUUCGACUUCUUGGCCUCGGCCUGUGCCAAGUACAACCUUGGUUUCUGGAAGCCUGGUUCGGGUAUCAUCCACCAGAUCGUGUUGGAAAACUACGCCUUCCCCGGUGCCCUUAUGAUCGGUACCGACUCCCACACCCCCAACGCCGGUGGUUUGGGUCAAUUGGCCAUCGGUGUUGGUGGUGCCGACGCCGUCGACGUCAUGGCUAACUUGCCCUGGGAAUUGAAGGCCCCCAAGAUCAUGGGUGUCAAGUUGACCGGUAAGAUGUCGGGCUGGACCUCGCCCAAGGACAUUAUCCUUAAGCUUGCUGGCAUCACUACCGUCAAGGGUGGUACCGGUUACAUUGUCGAAUACUUCGGUGAAGGUGUCAACACCUUCUCGUGCACUGGUAUGGGUACCAUCUGUAACAUGGGUGCCGAAAUCGGCGCCACCACCUCGGUGUUCCCUUACAACGCCGCCAUGGCCGAAUACUUGGAAGCCACCGGCAGAACCCAAGUCGCCGAAUUCGCCAACUUGUACAAGAACGACUACUUGGUCGCCGACGAAGGUGCCGAAUACGACGAAGUCAUCGAAAUCGACUUGAACACCUUGGAACCCCACGUCAACGGUCCUUUCACCCCUGACUUGGCCACCCCCAUCUCCAAGAUGAGAGAAACCGCCGAAGCCAACGGCUGGCCCUUGGACGUCAGAGUGGGUUUGAUUGGUUCGUGCACCAACUCGUCGUACGAAGACAUGUCGAGAGCCGCCUCCAUCAUCAAGGACGCCGCCGCCCACGGUGUCAAGGCCAAGACCCUUUACACCAUCUCUCCUGGUUCCGAACAAAUCAGAGCCACCAUCGAAAGAGACGGUCAAUUGAAGACCUUCGAAGACUUUGGCGGUGUCGUCAUGGCCAACGCCUGUGGUCCUUGUAUCGGUCAAUGGGACAGACAAGACAUCAAGAAGGGUGAAAAGAACACCAUCGUGUCGUCGUUCAACAGAAACUUCACCGCGAGAAACGACGGUAACCCCGCCACCCACGCCUUUGUCGCCUCCCCCGAAAUGGUCACCGCCUACGCCAUCUCCGGUGACCUCGGUUUCAACCCCAUCACCGACACCUUGACCGGUGCCGACGGUAAGGAAUUCAAGCUUGCCCCCCCCACUGGUGACGGUUUGCCCAAGAACGGCUACGACCGUGGUGAAAACACUUACCAAGCUCCUCCUCAAGACAGAUCGUCGGUGGAAGUUGUCAUCUCGCCCACCUCGGACAGAUUGCAAAAGUUGAAGCCUUUCAAGCCCUGGGACGGUACCAACCCCGAACGCAUGCCCAUCUUGAUCAAGGCCGUGGGCAAGACCACCACUGACCACAUCUCGAUGGCCGGUCCCUGGUUGAAGUACAGAGGUCACUUGGAAAACAUCUCGAACAACUACAUGAUUGGUGCCACCAACGCCCAAAACGGUGAAGCCAACAACGUGCAAAACCACUACACCCACAAGUGGGACACUGUCCCCGCCACCGCCGCCGAAUACAGAGACGCCGGCAAGAAGUGGGUCGUCAUUGGUGACGAAAACUUUGGUGAAGGUUCGUCGAGAGAACACGCCGCUCUUGAACCUAGAUUCUUGGGUGGUUACGCCAUCAUCACCAAGUCGUUCGCUCGUAUCCACGAAACCAACUUGAAGAAGCAAGGUUUGUUGCCCUUGAACUUCAAGAACGCCGCCGACUACGACAAGAUCGAACCCCAAGACGAAGUCGACUUGGUCGACGUCACCGAAUUGGCCCCCGGCAGAUCGGUCACCAUGAGAGUCCACCCCGCUAACGGUGGUGCCGCCUUCGACGUUGAAUUGACCCACACUUUCAACCAAGAACAAAUCGAAUGGUUCAAGGCUGGUUCGGCUUUGAACAAGAUGGCUGAAAAGCAAUAA
Diutina rugosa is the source of this 2334-nucleotide messenger RNA. It is a transcript of the gene ACO1, whose product is annotated as aconitate hydratase. The coding region runs from base 1 to 2334 and encodes 777 amino acids. Gene Ontology annotation, cellular component: cytosol; mitochondrion. The record is from RefSeq and is a predicted model, not a curated record. Gene Ontology annotation, biological process: tricarboxylic acid cycle. The transcript has a single exon. Lineage: Eukaryota; Fungi; Ascomycota; Pichiomycetes; Serinales; Debaryomycetaceae. Gene Ontology annotation, molecular function: 4 iron, 4 sulfur cluster binding; aconitate hydratase activity.